Molecule: messenger RNA, 1709 nt
Organism: Galleria mellonella (greater wax moth)
Lineage: Eukaryota; Metazoa; Arthropoda; Insecta; Lepidoptera; Pyralidae
Product: putative serine protease K12H4.7
Exons: 10
Coding region: 82-1506 (474 amino acids)
Biological process (GO): proteolysis
Molecular function (GO): serine-type exopeptidase activity; dipeptidyl-peptidase activity
Source: RefSeq, a predicted model, not a curated record
AUUAUCUAUCACUUGAAUAUUAAUCCAUAAGUUAACAUUUAUUUGAUUAUAGGACUCAUAUCAUACGUUAGCAUUAUAAUAAUGAUAUUUUCCUUUUUGUUUGUGCUACUUGUACCUUUAGUAUGGUCAUUGGAAAUCCUCCCAACUCUAAGGGUCGACCUCCAGCCACCUGAAGAGUACAAUAGAUUGACUUCAAGAAAUGUGUCCACCUCCUGGAUUACUAUGCCUAUAGAUCACUUUGAUCCACAGAAUACGGAUACUUUUCAAAUGCGCUUCAUGUACAAUGAAGAUCUAUUUGGUGGGCCUGGGUAUCCAGUCUUCAUUUUGGUUGGUGGAGAGUGGACUAUAGCGGAAGGAUGGCUUCGAGGAGGAAAUAUGUAUCUUAUGGCCGAAGAAAAUAGAGGUUAUCAAAUAUAUACAGAGCAUAGAUAUUAUGGGCAAACGUUGCCCUAUGAAAAUUUCACAGCAGAAAAUCUCCGUUUCCUCAAUGUAGAUCAAGCAUUAGCAGACCUUGCAUUCUUUAUCAACGAUUUAAAGAAGCAGCCAAGAUUUGCCGAGAGUAAAAUAAUUUUAUAUGGCGGUUCAUACGCUGGAAACAUGGUGUUAUGGUUCAAACAGCGAUACCCUCAUUUAGCUCUUGGUGUUGUAGCAUCAAGUGCACCCAUUGCGGCUCGAUUGGACUUUACAGGGUACUUGGAAGUAGUUCACGACGCACUUUUGUCUGAAGGCGGAGAUGAAUGUAUAUCAAUACUAAGACAAGGAAUAUCAGAUACAGCUGCAGCAUUACAGACUGAGGAUGGUAGGCACACCAUACAAACAACAUACAGGUUUUGCAACGAAUCAGUGUUCGACUUCGAUAAUCCUUUUGAUUUGGGAUAUUUCUCUGGCGCAAUAACUUGGCGUUUUUCUGGGCAAGUGCAGACUGCAUCCCCUGGUACCCUCCGUAACCUCUGCAAUAAUUUCAUCAAUAAUGUUUAUGGAACAACCCCGAUGGAGCAAAUUGCCGGCUACUUAGUGGGGCAAAGCUGUUUAAAUGUAAAUUUUAAUAUUUUGCUAAACGCAUAUUCUCAAAAUAAUAACAAUCGAGCUUGGUACUUUCAGACCUGUACAGAAUACGCAUAUUUUCAAACCGCGCCGAGAUCCGGUACUAUAUUUGAUCCACUAAUUUGGGUAGACGUGCCAUUUUAUUCUGAAGUAUGCAAGAGAAUUUUUGAUAUAAGGUAUGAUGAGUCGUUUACUGCUGACGCAAUUGAUCGUGUAAAUUUAAUUUUUGGUGGAACAGAACCCAAUGUCAAUAAUACUAUAAACAUACAUGGAAACAUAGAUCCCUGGCAUGUGCUCGGAGUUUAUGACAGAGAUAUAAAAGCAUCUUCGCCUACUUACACGAUACCGAGGGCAUCCCAUUGCUUCGAUAUGCAAAACUGGUUAAUCACUGAUACAAUUGAAAUGACGCAAACUAAGAAUACAGCACGAAGGAUAGUGUCCAGUUGGUUAUCUGACAAUUAAUAUCAAAAUUUACUUACAAGAUGUGAUCUCCUGUUUUCGUCGAUAUGUUUUGCAAAUAGUACAAUUUUUUUAGUGUUUUACGUAAAAUAAUCGUAGCUUUUUUUCAAGUUUAUACCAACAAGCAAUUAACUGUUGUUUGCGGAACUAAAUCUAUUUUUUGAUAAAUAGAAUUACUAAAAUAAAGUUUACUGACAAAACUGUAA